This is a messenger RNA of Rhizoctonia solani, 741 nucleotides long. RefSeq names its product NADH dehydrogenase (ubiquinone) flavoprotein 2. The record is from RefSeq and is a predicted model, not a curated record. The transcript has 6 exons. NCBI's taxonomy places the organism in Eukaryota, Fungi, Basidiomycota, Agaricomycetes, Cantharellales, Ceratobasidiaceae. Gene Ontology annotation, molecular function: NADH dehydrogenase activity. Bases 1 to 741 code for a protein of 246 amino acids.
AUGGCCUCUGUAGUCCGAACAGCGAUCAGAAGGGCAAGGCCCGUUCAUAAUAUUAGGCCGUUCUCCAAUGCGGCGCCACGGAGGUCAGAUGCGCUGUUCGUGCAUCGAGAUACCCCAUACAAUAACCCCAAGAUCCCGUUCAAGUUUACGGACGAGAACCUCAAAGUUGCGGAGGAGACUAUCGCCAAGUACCCACCUCAAUACAAAAAGGCCGCAGUUAUCCCGUUACUUGAUCUCGCACAGCGUCAGAACAAGGGAUGGACAAGCAUCAGCGCGAUGAAUUAUGUUGCUGAGUUGUUGGAGAUGCCUCCUAUGAGGGUGUAUGAGGUUGCUACUUUCUACACAAUGUUCAAUCGCGAGCCGAUUGGAACAAACUUUAUUCAAGUCUGCACGACAACUCCUUGCAUGCUUCGUGGUUCCACAGAAAUCCUCGAAACUGUUAAAUCUCACCUCGGCGGUAUCAAGGUCGGGGACACAACCAAAGACGGUAAAUUCACGCUGGCAGAAGUUGAAUGCCUGGGUGCAUGCAGCAAUGCCCCAAUGUUGGCGAUGAACGAUGAUUUCUAUGAGGAUCUCACUCCCGAGACUACAAAAAAGAUCUUGGAUGCUUUUGCUAAAGGCGAAAAGCCCAAGCCGGGCCCUCAGAGUGGGCGCCAGACGAGCGAAAACUCUGCUGGUCUUACUGCACUCACGAGCAAGCCCUAUGGUCCUGGAGAGCACUGCUCACCCGAAUUCGCAUAG